Messenger RNA from Symbiodinium natans, 1419 nucleotides. The record is from the annotation of a GenBank genome assembly. Lineage: Eukaryota; Dinophyceae; Suessiales; Symbiodiniaceae.
AUGCCGCUGCUGUUUACUCCCAAUCAGCCGAGUUGGUCCACUAAAGCCACCUUUUCGCUUGUUCGGCCUUGCAAGCCUUGCGAAAAGGAUGAGCCGAAUGUCGUGGACGGCCUGGCAAUCUACUGGCACAACUCAAAGGUGAUGGCCCAGGCCUGGGGAGAUGCCGUCCAAAGGGACAAGGAACGCCUCCGAGAAGGCCAGACACGAACAUUCUGGACUGGCAGGAGAACGUGUUGCUCUUGCUGCCGAGAAGCGCUGGAAACGUGGUUUGCCUUCCGAAGAUGGCGAGACUGGCUGCAAGGUGAUCCCAAUGGUCAGCUUGUUUCUCUUGUUGUGGGUGCCGUUGUGUUGAUUCUUUCAGGCACAGCAGUUUGGUCAUCUGUGGGUGGGGAUCCAAAUGCUGGGUCAUCCUGGGAAGAAAGCAUGUGGAUGUCUUGGGGGUUGUUCUUCGAUCCCGGUACACAGACAGGAGUAGCAGCCGACGCGCCGAUCAAAGUCAAACUGGCUGCACUAAUAUUUUCGGUGCUCGGUUUUCUAUACAACCUGACUUUCCUUGGCAUCAUUGUAGAAUGGAUUCGGUCUUCCAUGGAUACUUGGACCAGAACCCGGAGCCGAGUGUGGUUUGGACGGCAUGUCUUGGUUCUCGGAUGGAGCGAGAAGACGCUUUACCUCCUCAAUGAGCUCUUUGAAGCUUUCCACGCGAGUGGGCAGCGAUAUCCUGUUGUUGUACUGGCUGACCGAGACCAAGCCGAGAUGCACCAGGAUAUACAGCAGUACUUUCUCCAGCUCUGGGAGCACAUGAGCUUUUUCGACAGGCGCUGGCGCAUGCUGAGCUCCCUGAAGAUUCGGCAGGGCAUCGCGCACGACACGGAUUCGUUGGACCGAGCCGGAGCCAGUCGUGCACAGGAAAUUAUUAUACUUUCUCACCACGGGGACCCGAACUUUGCAGAUCUCGAGACGAUCCGAAUUGUGGUGGCAUUGUCUUCGCUGCGGCAGCCUGUUACAUGCCAAAUCUUUUCAGAGGUGCAAGUACAGGAGGUGGCUAAAGUUCUCCGGCGAUUGCACGCUCGUACUGAGGUCAUACAUGCCCGCGCGGCCUCCAACCACGUGCUAAGUCUACUUGCCACAAAUCAUGUUAUAGGGACGUGUUUUGCGGAUCUUUGCUCCUUCACAGCUGGUGAUGAGCUCUACGUCGUGGACCGGCAGGAUGGCUGGCAAACCUUUAAAGAGGCCUGUGCUGCCUUUGACAAGGCCGUCUGCAUUGGUGUCCAGGCCAAACAGAAGGUGCAGGGUGCUUUUGGAACGCGCAUCGAGCUUGCCCCACCAGAUGAUCGGCUGCUGCUGGAAGGAGAACGUCUGCUGGUCAUGGCGUCCGACUGGCAGGACGGAUUCAGGCUUCGUAGUGAUAAGCUUAUGUAA